AGACAAUGACUCAAAGCUAUGAUGACUUCCAGUCAUCUAUUCAGAUUAAGAACUACAGAAAAGAACCUCUCUCAGUAGAAAGGGAGGAUAAAUUGAACCAAAGCGGAUAUGCAAACAAGUACAUCAACCUUCUUGACACCAGCAACCACGCUGUUGAGAGGAAACUUUUCUCUGAUCACGGUGAAAACAGUAUGAAGCGUGACCAAAGCCCAUUAGAAACACCUUGAACUGGAGAAAAAGAGAAACAUUUGAUCAAGAUCGAACUUCACGAAGAGACCAAGAAGAAGCCAGUUCCAAAAUUUAUCAACCCCUCUAGAUCCAAGAAGGCCACCAGUAAAGACUUCUCAGAGGAGAAUUUCUACUCAAACCACAAGGGAAAAUACUGGAAUUAAAACAAACAUGCAAUUUUAAAAAAUUUCCAAAUUCUGAAGUGCUAGAAAAUCAAGAAAGGAUUUAUUCGAAAUACUACAAAAGCCAAGGAUUCCUCAAGCAUGGGUACCCAAUCAAUAAGAGCUCUACUAAAGAUCGAGAAGUUAUUCCCUCUAUCCAUACCAAAUUAGCAUCCAAAAUCACAUCCAAAGGCUAUUACAGCAAGUAUAAAAACGAGAAGGCUUGUAGAAAGAAGAAGUUGAUCAAGCCAAAACACAAGAACUCUAAAGAUAUGACGAGCAAGACUUCACAGAGGUUGAAAUUUAUUGCCAACAGCUCCUUACAAGAUUAA
Messenger RNA from Moneuplotes crassus, 721 nucleotides. Lineage: Eukaryota; Ciliophora; Spirotrichea; Euplotida; Euplotidae. The record is from the annotation of a GenBank genome assembly.